AGUUGUCCGGUCCGACCAAUGCCACCCACUGCGGCACCUGCUGCUAAAACCCACGAGAGGAAAUAAAUGUAAUUGUAAAUGUAAAACCCCUUAUGUCCUCAUUGUCUCCGCGUGACCAGAUUUUCUCUCACUUUAUGGACUGGCUUUCCCGGGAAAGUUUUGCUUAGGAGAGGAAUAUAUGGCCCAGGAUGAGAAUGCGCAUUCUAUUCUACCGCUGGUUGGUAUCUUUUCGGUUCACCUUCUGCUAAAACCCGUGUGAGGAAAGAGAUAUUUUCUCCACCUGGCUUUCACUCCGACAGAUCUUCUCUCUUGCUGGGCUGGGAUUCUCGGGAAAAUUUUGUUUGGAAAGAGAUUCUUAUUCCUCUUUUCUUCUAUCCUGAGGUUUUCCUGGGCCAUCAAACUGAAUUUAAGGUUCUUUAGUUCAGUUCUUUUUCAAAUUUCAUUUUUUUGCCUCAACUCUGCUGAAUUGGAGCUAAGGAUUGCUAUACAGACUAAAAUUUUAGUGCUCCUUCCCGGCAGAGUUUUCUUAUGGGGAAGAUAGUCCAAAGCUUUUUCUUCCUCCUUUUCUUGGAAGUCCUUGCAGUUGCAGCCGUUGGGGUCCGGCAUUUGAACAUAUGGCCAAUGCCCAAAUCAGUGAGCCAUGGAAGUCAAACACUUCAUCUUAGUAAGGGCUUUGCACUGCAGACCAAGGGCAGCAAAUAUGUUGAUUCUUCGGGGAUAUUGAAGGAUGGCUUCUCCAGGUUAAUUGAUAUUGUUGAUGCGGAGCACAUUAUUGGCAGUUUUUCUGAUGUCAAAGAUGCAGCCCUACUCCAGGGGAUUAAUGUGGUUAUUUUGUCAGCAAAAGAUGAGUUACAAUAUGGUAUUGAUGAGUCAUACCAGUUAUCCAUCCCUGCAAACAGGAAGAAGACUUUUGCAUAUGUGCAGGCACAAACAGUUUAUGGUGCACUACAAGGGCUGCAGACUUUCAGUCAACUAUGCCAUUUUAAUUUUACAACCAGGGUUGUUGAAGUUCAUCAGGCCCCAUGGACUAUUACUGAUCAGCCUAGAUUUUCUUAUCGAGGUCUUUUAAUUGACACAUCUAGGCACUACCAGCCAUUGCCAGUGAUAAAAAGUGUUAUUGAUUCUAUGGUCUACACAAAACUGAAUGUGCUGCACUGGCACAUUGUAGAUUCACAGUCUUUCCCUCUGGAGAUCCCCUCAUAUCCAAAACUUUGGGAUGGUGCUUAUUCUGUUACAGAGCGGUACACAAUGGCUGAUGCUGCUGAAAUUGUGAGUUAUGCUAAAAAACGAGGGAUAAAUGUGUUGGCUGAAAUUGAUGUUCCAGGACAUGCUCUCUCAUGGGGGAUUGGCUAUCCUACUCUGUGGCCGUCAACAGAUUGUUGGGAACCACUUGAUGUCAGCAAUGAAUUUACCUUUAAAGUAAUAGAUGGAGUUCUUUCAGAUUUCAGCAAGAUUUUCAAAUAUAGAUUUGUGCACCUGGGUGGUGAUGAAGUAAAUACAAGUUGUUGGAUAACAACUCCUCACAUAAGGCAAUGGUUAAGCAAACAUCGUAUGGAUGAAUCAGAUGCCUAUGAGUAUUUCGUCUUACGAGCACAGAAAAUAGCUCUGUCCCAUGGUUACGAAAUUAUUAACUGGGAGGAGACAUUCAACAACUUUGGCAAUAAAUUGAGCCGAAGGACGGUGGUGCACAACUGGCUUGAGGCAGGUGUUGCGGAGAAAGUGGUUGCUGCUGGGCUGAGGUGCAUUGUAAGCAACCAGGACAAGUGGUAUUUGGACCACUUGGAUACCACAUGGCAGGAAUUCUACAUGAAUGAGCCACUCUCAAAUAUCAUAGAUCCCAUGCAACAGAAAUUGGUUAUUGGGGGUGAGGUAUGUAUGUGGGGUGAACACGUUGAUGCUUCAGAUAUUGAACAAACCAUAUGGCCACGUGCUGCAGCAGCUGCAGAGCGGCUGUGGACACCUUAUGACAAACUGGCCAAGAAUCCAAUGGAGGUUAUUGGAAGGUUGAAACACUUCCGGUGCCUGCUGAAUCAGAGAGGAGUUGCAGCUGCACCAGUGACUGCACCUGGCCGAGGUGCCCCAGAAGAGCCAGGCUCUUGCUAUCGGCAAUAGUAAGCUCAAUCAGUCUCCAAUUCUUAACGGAAGAAAUGGAACUGGUUAUUGCUUUUUAUCUCCUAAUAAGGUCCAAAUAAGGGGCGUUCCUUGUAUGAACUGGCGGCUUCUGUGAGAUCCAUGCUCCAAGCAAUUGCUUUUGUUGAUUUGAACUUCGGAUGAAAUGCAUGGAUCUUCAUAGCUGUCCUUAAUAAGAGAAAAAAUUAAUGAUUCUAUAGAGCAAA
Messenger RNA from Malania oleifera, 2336 nucleotides. Its product is annotated as beta-hexosaminidase 3. Gene Ontology annotation, molecular function: beta-N-acetylhexosaminidase activity. The transcript is spliced from 15 exons. The record is from RefSeq and is a predicted model, not a curated record. Gene Ontology annotation, cellular component: membrane. Lineage: Eukaryota; Viridiplantae; Streptophyta; Magnoliopsida; Santalales; Ximeniaceae. Bases 529 to 2112 code for a protein of 527 amino acids. Gene Ontology annotation, biological process: carbohydrate metabolic process; glycosaminoglycan metabolic process.